Messenger RNA from Pongo pygmaeus (Bornean orangutan), 2260 nucleotides. It is a transcript of the gene RILPL1, whose product is annotated as Rab interacting lysosomal protein like 1. Bases 972 to 1925 code for a protein of 317 amino acids. The transcript has 7 exons. The record is from RefSeq and is a predicted model, not a curated record. NCBI's taxonomy places the organism in Eukaryota, Metazoa, Chordata, Mammalia, Primates, Hominidae. Gene Ontology annotation, biological process: cilium assembly. Gene Ontology annotation, molecular function: small GTPase binding; protein dimerization activity; dynein light intermediate chain binding. Gene Ontology annotation, cellular component: cytoplasm; ciliary basal body.
GGCCAUGGAGGAGGAGCGGGGGUCGGCGCUGGCGGCGGAGUCGGCUCUGGAGAAGAACGUGGCCGAGCUGACCGUCAUGGAUGUGUACGACAUCGCGUCGCUUGUGGGCCACGAGUUCGAGCGGGUCAUCGACCAGCACGGCUGCGAGGCCAUCGCGCGCCUCAUGCCCAAGGUCGUGCGCGUCCUGGAGAUCCUGGAGGUGCUGGUCAGCCGCCACCACGUCGCGCCCGAGCUGGACGAGCUGCGCCUGGAGCUGGACCGCCUGCGCCUGGAGAGGAUGGACCGCAUCGAGAAGGAGCGCAAGCACCAGAAGGUGGGCGGCGGCCUCGGUCUGUCCGUCCGGGCAGUGGGACCGCGGGGACCCAAGGGCUCUUCCGCAUUGGGCAGCUGUGGGUGCACAUGUGUGUGUGUUCAGGGACCGGACCAGAGGAGACCCGACGUGGGGAGGGAGGGAGGCCCUGGCCUUCUUUUGCCCGACCAGGGGUGGCUGGCAGAUACCACCCGAGAGAUUAAGAGCUGUUCUCUGGAGUUCCAAUCCCACCUGUACCGUUUAAUAGCUGUGUGACUUUGGGUAAGUUACUUAACCUCUCUGUGCUUUAUUUCCUCACCUGUCAAAUGGUAAUCAUAAUAGGACCCACCUUAGAAGAAUAAAUGGGACCAUAUAAGCUAAGUGCUUAGACAGUAUUAUUCUUUUCCAGACAUGAAAUAAACCUCUUGCCCUCCUGAGUUACCCAAGAAGAUGUGACAUCAGGCCCAGGACCCUUUCUUCACCCCCCACCCCCAGUCUCCCCAGAGCAAAGGGAAUGUGACUUCCAGCCACUGAGCUUCCUGACCCCCAGUCUCCGGGUUCAUAUUUGCAACUUUCUUCGCGGGACUCCCCUAGCUUAUGAACCUGUGGUAGCCUGUGUUCUCUCCUCUGAUUUUAUCCUUAAUCCUCACAGGACUCUAUAGAGACUGUCUUCAUUUUACAGAUGAAGACACCGAGGGCCACAGUGAGAGGAGGAAUUUGUCCCAAAUUAGUGGAGCUGGAGCUGGUGGAGGAUGUGUGGCGAGGGGAGGCGCAGGACCUCCUCUCCCAGAUUGCCCAGCUGCAGGAGGAGAACAAGCAGCUCAUGACCAACCUCUCCCACAAGGAUGUCAACUUCUCAGAGGAGGAGUUCCAGAAGCACGAAGGCAUGUCAGAGCGGGAGCGACAGGUGAUGAAGAAGCUGAAGGAGGUGGUGGACAAACAACGCGAUGAGAUCCGCGCCAAGGACAGGGAGCUGGGCCUGAAAAAUGAGGACGUUGAGGCUUUACAGCAGCAGCAGACACGGCUGAUGAAGAUCAACCAUGACCUUCGGCACCGGGUCACGGUGGUGGAGGCCCAGGGGAAAGCCCUGAUCGAACAGAAGGUGGAGCUGGAGGCAGACCUGCAGACCAAGGAGCAGGAGAUGGGCAGCCUGCGAGCAGAGCUGGGGAAGUUGCGAGAGAGGCUGCAGGGGGAGCACAGCCAGAAUGGGGAGGAGGAGCCUGAGACGGAGCCGGUUGGAGAGGAGAGCAUCUCCGACGCAGAGAAGGUGGCCAUGGAUCUCAAGGACCCCAACCGCCCCCGGUUCACCCUGCAGGAGCUGCGGGACGUGCUGCACGAGAGGAACGAGCUCAAGUCCAAGGUGUUCUUGCUGCAGGAGGAGCUGGCUUACUAUAAGAGUGAAGAAAUGGAAGAGGAAAAUCGAAUACCCCAACCCCCACCCAUCGCCCACCCGAGAACGUCCCCCCAGCCGGAGUCGGGCAUCAAGCGACUGUUUAGCUUCUUCUCCCGAGAUAAGAAGCGCGUGGCCAACACGCAGAGAAACGUGCACAUCCAGGAGUCCUUUGGACAGUGGGCAAACACCCACCGCGAUGACGGUUACACAGAGCAAGGACAAGAAGCCCUGCAGCACCUGUGACCUUGGCCCACCUCCACCCUCCAACCUGGACUGCCCGCCACCAGCGUCUGCAACCGAACUGCAGCCCAGGGGUCGUUGCUGCCUCAAGCCUCUCGGUGCAGACACACCCUGAAAACUGACCCCUCAAACAGACUGUCUGAUUUGAGGAUGGACAUUGAAAAACUGACGCCAAACUCUAAAGAAAUGUUUAUUUAUACCCAGGGCUAUCACUGUUUCUAAUAGAUGACUCUGAUCCCGUAGGAUAUAUAUUUAAUAAUCCCACGAACGGAGGCCAGACUUCUGCGUUAACUUCAGUAACACAAGCUUCUUUAAGCCAAAUACAUCACUUGCCACUA